CAUUUCAAAGAAGCUCUGGACUUGGAUUUAUCCAUAAAAGAACUAGAAGCACUUCAUAUAUGUCAUACUUCAUUAGCGCUACUGCAUCAGUUCUCAAUCUGGGUACUUUAGCCGUGGAGCGAUAUCUCGCCAUCCGGAACCCACAUACCUAUAGGAACAAACUUACCGGAAAAAGAAUCCUAGUCACAAUCGCCGGCAUUUGGGUGACAUCACUCCUGCUACCGUUGCUUUAUUUCGAAGUCGGUUUUAUAACGUACGCGUUUAUUUUUGCCAAUACGGCAUUGGUUGCGGUAUUUGUCAUAACUUGUCUUAUUUACGGGUUAAUGUUAAAAAAGUUUCAUAACAGGCGUUCGAUGUAUACUGGGAAUAAUCGGGACACUUUGAAUUACAACAGCCAGUUAUCUUUGAGUACAAUUCAAAACAGUCCAGUUACGCCUCCACGGAAUAGAAAUAAUCAAAUCGGAAACAGUCUACAUCAGACUCAAGAUCUUCAAAGUCAGCUCGCACAAGAGACGAUUGCCUCAACUCAAACGACCAACGCUCUCUACAACAGCUGCCAAGCAAUGGAACAAAAAAUUACCAAAAUGUUUUUGGUUGUGUUGAUAGCGAUGCUCUUGUGCUAUGGUCCUUCGACCGUUUUCAUUUAUGUCAUGAGUUUUUGUGAGACUUGCAGCUGUAAAACCUUGCAUUGGUUUCGUGAUUUACAGUUUUUAUUUGUAAUUAUGAACAGUAGUGUCAAUUUCUUUUGUUAUGCUCUACGCUCCCCUCGGUUCCAGAACGCCUUUAAGUAUAUAUUACGUCUGAAAAGACCCGGAGAUACUUCCUCUGAAAUUCGUAGUUAG
Dendronephthya gigantea is the source of this 842-nucleotide messenger RNA. RefSeq names its product 5-hydroxytryptamine receptor 1A-like. Bases 60 to 842 code for a protein of 260 amino acids. The record is from RefSeq and is a predicted model, not a curated record. Lineage: Eukaryota; Metazoa; Cnidaria; Anthozoa; Malacalcyonacea; Nephtheidae. Gene Ontology annotation, molecular function: G protein-coupled receptor activity. The transcript has a single exon. Gene Ontology annotation, biological process: G protein-coupled receptor signaling pathway. Gene Ontology annotation, cellular component: membrane.